AUGGCAAAUGAGUUAUUUAUGAUGGAUGCCUCGCCCACUGGAGGUGCAAUCUGUAAGGUGCCCGUUUCAAAGCAUACAGCAGAAGAGCUCUGGCGUCACACUGAGUUGCGGGGUUUUCAUACCAAGCUGGACUCUGGGGCUGGCGAAGUACUUUCUGAACUGGGCCUGGAUAAUUUUCCUGUUUUUGGUGAGGAUUCAAGACCCGUUGAUUUGGGUCCACUUGCUGUUGAAGGAGCUGGUUUAGUGUAUGAUUGCAUCGAGCUCUUCGCAGGCUCAGCAAACUGGAGCAGGGCUCAUGCACAGCAGGGUUUCUCUGUGCAUCCUGGCUUGGAGCGGGAAGCCGCAGGAUUGAAGUAUGGGGAUCUUGCAGAUGACCGGACUUUUUACCGGAUGGUUCAUUUGGCGGAUUCUGGGCAGAUCAAGGAGUGGCAUGCUGCACCUCCCUGCUGGAGCUUCGGUACGUUGCGACGACCUCGUCUUAGGUCGAAGCAGCAACCUGCAGGGUUUGAUCCGGAUGAUCGUGUGACAAGGGAGCAAACUUUGCUAGCAGUGCGCACUUGCUUCAUCUUGACUGUGGCGCUUCUGCGUGGUGCUUUCAUUUCGAUUGAACAGCCGGGUGCGUCUGUCAUGUUUGAGCUGGAAUGUUUCCAGCGACUCCUGUCGCUGGGUUGCUGGAUUACCAAGUUUGCUUUCUGCAAUUGUGGAAGUGCUUUCAACAAGCCGUCAAACGCUAUGGCGGAGGGAGCUUGGGCUUUCAGACAGACUCUGGGAGGGGCGAGCGGGGACUGUUCCCAUGACAAGUCUCUGCGGCCGUGGCACCAAGAUCCUGAUUGGGUGAAGGAGCUCGCUCUCAGCCUUCCUUUUCGAGAGUUGUUCCGCUAUUCUUUCAAGAAGAGCAGUAGUCCAGCCUUGAGUCAUAUCCUGCGGACAAGCUUGGGAUAUAUCUUAGGUGGUGGCUUGUACAUUGGGUGUUUGCAUGUGCGAUCAGCCUGGAAUCGGGCUGAUGCCCCGUCACGAGGUAGACCAGUUGAAGCUGCUUCAAGGGAGAUUCGUCCUUGGUUUUUAGAUCUGGAGAGUGGCGACCACAGGCGUUUUGACCAGGUGAUUGCCAGUGCGAAGUGGGUCAAUCCUUUGGGGCGCUGGGUUCGUAUCCUGCUUCUUCUUGCAGGGGACAUUGAACGCAACCCCGGACCUGAGUCGAUGGGGCCGCGAAAAUACCAGCCACGUGGUCCUCUUGAUUUGAAUGUCGGGUUGUCACAGGCGACAGCGGCCCGCAUGGAGAUGUGCCUGAAGGAUUUUUCGAAUUGGCUGGGUCUGGAUUUAGAUGAUGCACUAGCUUCAGCUGAGGUCGCCAACUUGGCGCUGAGAGCGUACGGUAUGGAACUCUUUGCUGGGGGGUUCCCCCGCUACAAGUUUGUGUACGCAGUGACAGGAGUUCAGCAUUUGAGGCCUGAAUUUCGGAUGCAGCUUGCUGGCGCUUGGCAGGUUGAUAAAUGCUGGCAGAUUCAUGAACCAGGGCAAUGUCGCGCUGUGCUCAGCGUACCUAUGCUUCGAGCAGCAAUCUCUCUGUCCCUGCUUUGGGGAUGGUGUACCUUCGCAGCACUGGUCGCUAUUGGUUUUGCGGGCAUGCUUCAUCCCAAUGAAUUCAUUCACCUGACCAGGCGUGACCUGAUUUUUCCCAAGGAUGCGAUGUCCUCUGACCCUUGGAAUGCAGUUUUCGAUCAUUUGCAGAUUCCCCGACGUCAGCUGGAGAAAGGCGCCACUCCAGGCUCCCUUCGAGGCUCUGGCGCAACAGCUAUGUAUCUGGAUUCGGAGGAUAUCCCCAAGAUCGCAUGGUCCGUGGCCGCCAUAGGCGCAACUUCAGGAUCUCUGUCAGCGCUGCUGCUGCGUCUUCUGACUGAGGGAAUCGGUGCUCCUCUGGGGGCCAACACCUUUCCUGACUGCCCGAUUUGCAACGAGUGCACACUGAGUGACCUUCUGUCUAGCCCAGCCUGGGAACGGAUUGACCUGAUUAGCCUUGCGUUGGGGAUUCUGGUAGGGCUUGCUUUAGGCACUCUUUUGGACUUGUGCUUUCUGGCUAGACAGGCUGAGUUUCAGGCCUUGCUCUUGGUAGUUGAAGGGCUGCAGAAGCGAGUGGCCGAGUUUGAACUGGUAGUGACUGAACCUUCGUCUGCUGCUGCUAGCGUUGCUGAGGCUGCUACUUCCUUGACGGCAGAGAGGUUGGGGGCUGCCAGACUCAUCGGUGCCUGGAUUCGGCGCUGUUUGCGUGGGGAGCCACGAGGAGGAUCUGGUGGUGAGGACUUGCCUGAGGACCUCACUGCCCGCGGAAAUCUCAUCGCCUCAGGUGGGGAGGUUGACUUUGACUACUCGGUGGGAGUGCUGAGUUUGGAGGAGUCUGGAACCUCUGUAGCAGCUAUAGCCGUUGCCGAAGUCGACGGUGAGCUUUUGGUUGCUGUGCCAUCGGAAGCAUGGCACAAGAAGGUCAGGAACAGACGCCUCCCAGAGAAAGCGCUGAGGAAGGCAGUGAAAGUAGUAGUGCCUUUGAGUUCCGAGCUGGAUCGCUCGGCAGCAGAGGGCGAGCCCAGUCUCGGAGUUUGGCUGGGCAUUUUGGCCCGAACCUUGGAACAGAACAUCAGCUACGACCAGGCAGCGGCCGAGCUGGACUUUCCCUCUCUCCCUUUUGCAGGUGCUCUGGUGGCGAUUGCCGGGGACCACUUCAGCUUCUUCACUGCGGAGUCAGAGCCGCCAGCAGCAAGCUUCGAAGCUCGUUUUGCAGCCUUGGAAGAGGGGCUGAAGCAGGUGACAAAAGCUCUGCAGGCAUCAAAACCUUCGCACCCUCUUGCGGCGGCCUCGAAGAGCAGGGCGAAGCCUCAGCUCUCUCCCUUGGCAGAGUUGCCACCAGGGUUGGACCCGGGGGUUGCUCAGCAGGCCCUGCAAGCUGGCGUCAGUCGGCAGUUGGAAGAGAUGGCCUCAAUCCUCAAGACUCCUCGAGCUGGGGCAUUGCGCCACCCGGCACGGGAGGAGACUGCAGUGCGCUUCGCGGACUACGAGGACGAAGAGGACUCCCCGGUGGAAGAACUGGAGCCAAGAGGAUCUGGCGGUGCCGACCCUAUGAGCACCGCAGUGGUGCAGAUGUCAAAGAUCUUAGGGCAGAUGUACAAGGACAAGCAGAAGGCAAAAGACAAGACUCUGGAGGGCAUCCUGGACUACGCCGAAUCUGGUUCAGCGGCGAGCUCUACCGCAGGUGCUUCCAGGUCGAAAGCUGCAGCCCUGCGGUCCCUUCAGCGCAUGCUGACGGACAAGCCUCAGCUGCUCUAUGCCGAGAUCGAGAGUGCAAUGCAGAAGGAUUGGGAGAGGUCAGGUCAGCUCCCUGGCUUAGCUGCCGGGGGGGUCACAGCAAGGGGGUGGUUGGAACACCGCUCCCGAGUUCAGAACUUCCCUUCCACAGUGCGCACAGCUUGGAUGAUAGCUGGUGUGCUCGAUGCCCUUCGCAGCAACAAAAUUGCGGAGGCUCGGGCAAGGUGUGGCCUAGCCCUUGCCGCUUUGGACCAACAGGCAGUGGACAAAGGGAGCUGGCUCCUAGCAGCCGAGGUUGCGCUCGAGCCCCCUCCUCCUUUUCACAGCUUUGCUCUUCAUCGCGCUCCGGAUCCUUGGGAAUGUCCUCACAGUUUGCUGGUGGAUCCGCGAUGGUGUGAGCUCUUCAUGACAAAGCUCAAGGACAUCUCCGACUUUCAGGAGAAGAAGGGAAAGUUGUCUGCCCAUCAAGGGGAGCCUUGGGUGCAAGAGCCUCAAGCCUCAAAGGGCGAGCCCGCUCCCAAGAAAGCAGCAAAAGGAGCGGGAAAGGGCAAGCAGGAGGAAAAGAGCAAGGAGGGCGACAAGAGUGCGGAUUUGCAUGUGCCUGGCGCCGCUGCGAAGCCUGUGGAUGCUGGGUCGCUUUGGGGUGCAUUGACGAGGCGAUGCCCCGCCUUGCUGUCUUGCGCGUCUAGCCUCAAUGCAGCACAAUGGGCUGUGGUGAAGCGGCUGGAAGAGCAUGUGGAUGAUGUUUUGCAUGUAGGAGUAGUAGGCCCCGCCGAGAUAGGCAGGGGUGCUGCCAAAGUGGAAAGCUUGGAUGAAUUAAUUUCAGAUUUGGAGUGCGAUGCUCGUGAUGUCGUCGGGGAAGGUUACUUCCAUAGAUGUGCUGGUGCUGCACACAAUUCCCUUGGCUCAUCCCUGUCAGCAGGAGAGGUAGUUGGUAGCAUGUCUGGUGCCAAGCCGGUGGAGGCAAAGGCUAUUGAACCUGAUCGGCUGUCUUUGCCCACGGCACCUCCUUCUUUUGAUCCGACUCCUUUGUUGCCAAAGCUGCAUCGAGAUGUUUUUCUAGACCCUGUAGCUCAAGCGGAACCGGUCGACUCCUUUGCGGAUAGGCCACCAAAAGUCCGAGUUCAUGCUUCACGUCAACAGGUUAGGAAUUUGCUGCAGCGAUUGGACGCUUCAGGGCGGGUUGUAUUAGCAAAGCCUGAAGAAGUGCGCGAAACUCAUUUGUGUGGAGCGUUUGCUUUGGUGAAAGAUGCAGUGCAAGACCGUCUCAUCCUUGAUGCAAGGCCUCCCAAUAGCAAAGAGAUCAAGUUAGACACCUGGUGCAAAACUUUGGCUUCCUGUCACACUUUGGCUCUUCAGGAACUAGAACCUGGGAAGAACAUGUACUUUUCUGGCACUGACCUCAAAGACUAUUACCAUGCGUUCAAGGUGACAAACGCUAGAGCUUUUCGCAACGCCCUAGCUUGCCCCUUGUCAGUUGCAGAAGCUCAGCAGUUGUCCUGUUUUAGAGAAGAAGAUGUCAACUCCCCCUACCUCUACCCGUGCCUUUCUGCACUAGCUAUGGGUGACAAUCAAGCGGUAGAACUGGGCCAACUGUCUCAAAUACAAUUGGGGUUUUUAGCCAGAGCUUUUUCACCCUUCGAGCUUCUAGUUGUGCAUGGUCGGGCGCCUCGCGCUGUGGCAGCUGGCAUUGUGAUUGACGAUGUGAUCUUUGCUGAACAUGCUGAGCCAGAUGCAGUGGCGAAGGAGGACAUGGAAGGUGUCAGGCGCUUGAAUUUUCUUUGUGAGGAGUACCUGCAGCAGGGCUUACUAGCACACCCCCGAAAGACUUUUCGGGCUGAACAUGAGGCGGAGUUUUGGGGCUGCCUAGCAAAUGGUGUGACUGGACGGGUGCGAGCCAAUCCAAAACGUGUCGUGCCCUUGGUUGAUCUUUCUUUGCGUGUAGCCCGGUUGGGGCUGGCUUCAGUAGCUCUUUUAGAGGUUCUGGCUGGGGGCUGGAUAUCGGUGCUUCAGACGAGGCGCCGUAUGCUCUGUCUGGUGCAGUUCAUGUAUGAAGCCCAACGUGGGCGGCAGCAACAAGACAUUGUGAAGCUCAGCCCUAGUUUGGUGGAGGAGCUCUUUGUGCUGGCCAUUUUGGCCCCUCUUGCUGCAGCGGAGAUGAGGGCGCCUUCCAUUCCUGAAGUGUUUAUGAGUGAUGCUUCCGAGUGGGGGUCGGCCUCGGUGCGAGCACGGCUGCCUUUGUCCUUAGCGAAGGAGUUCCAGCGGCAUGCGCUGUCUAGAGGCGCUUGGUCAAAACUGCUCACACCAUGGAAGGCUUGGCUGAAGAUGCCCGAGGAACCCUUUCCGACUGAUGAGCUGCCGGAUGGGGUGCCACUAGUUUCCCAUCCUCUUUGGUUGCUGCUGGCGCAGGCUUUAGGCUAUGAGGUGCACCAUGUGAAAAAGGAGUCUACGAGACGAGUGGCUUUGGCAGCUCUGGUGAAAGGCUGGAGCGCUUCUCCAAACAUCAACCGCCUGCUCCAGUUGUCUUUGCCGACCAUCUUGGGUAGUGGCAUCUACGGGAAUUAUGGCUAUGUGCCGUCUUUGGCAAAUCCCUCGGAUGAUCCUACGCGAGGUGCAGAGCUGCGUUCUGCGGUCCAGAGCCUCCCAUCAUGGUGGGCUGCUGCUGCCGCGGGGGAUUUCACUGAGUUUGAUGCAUGGCUUAGCUCUUUAGGAUAUGAUCCUUUGCAAUUAGCAGGGGUUCCGUUUGCUGCAGCGGCAGAUGUAGAUAGGCAGGGUUUGGUAGGGGAUUUGCUGAAAAAUCUGGCCUCGGUCCAAAAACCGGAACGGAUGGCCAAGUUUAGAGAAGUCUCUGCCGGCAUUUGUAGUGAUGCACCGGGCCAGCCAAGGAAGUUUCACAACCCGCGACUGAAUUCAGCCCGGAGGAGCCUUGUACUGAUUCUAUUUAAUCCUCCUUGUGCAGGCACUGGUAGCGGUUUUUCUGUUUGUACAGUAGCUUCAGCAGUCUCACCCCUGUCCGGUAUACAAGAACAGACAAGAGGGCAUAAGAGGCUUGAAAGCCCAAACCAAGAAAAGAACAAGAGGCCUCAAGAGCUUUUUAAGGUUCGGCCCAAUUCCAAAGCUGUUUGUUUCCAGUCAGAGCAGAGCCCCACUGCCAGUAGGAAAAGUAGGAAUCCUGCUGCGAGGGUCCUCUCCGAGCGAGCUGUCAAAGUGCUGAGCUCCUUCAAAGCAGCGCAGUUUGUGCUGCCGAAUGGGAAGCGAGCAACAAAGGGGUUCGUACCUGAACGACAGGGGUUUGUGGAUCUCUACAGUGGUGCUGCUGGAGUUGCGCGAAAAAUAGCCAGAACUUUUGGCGUCUGGGUGCUCACUGUGGACUACAACGAUGGUCCUGAGCAAGAUCUGCUUCAACACGACCUGCAGCUUACGGUGAAGGAGCUGCUGGAAAGCGGCGCUGUUCUCGGCUUAGGCAUGGCUCCAGAAUGUGCUUCUUUUUCAAGAGCUGUUUGCCCUCCGGUGUGCAGCCGCUCCAAGCCUAUGGGUCUCGACGUCUUGACCGAGAACAUGCGAGACAAGAUUCAAAACGCCUUGGCGCAAGAGAACCAGGGUGGCGACAUCCGCUUCUUUGGCAGGAGCAUGGGUGCAGCUGCGGGCUUGAAACCUCUUGGAAAACAAGCUAAAUUGGCAAUAGCUCAAUGCGCCCAGGCUGGACACUGCAGGGUAGGCGAAGCCAAAAACCCUGGACCGGUCGGAAGGAGAGUUGAAAGGGAUGUGAACGUUUUGUUGGGGGUUCCUUUGGUUAACCCCAGUACAGAAAGGCUGCAGCGUAAGGUUUGGGCGGACUUUCAGCAAUGGCUCUCUGAGGAACUUAGUGAGGCUACAGCUGCCCAGGUCUUUGUUUGCCCGGCGCUUGCAGUUCAGAUGCUGCGGAGCUAUGGAGUGGAGCUUUACCGCUCUGGUCAUGCACUUUAUGAACUUAGGCAUUUAUUAGCUUUGGUUCAGAAGCUCUACCCUGCUGUAAAGCCGCUGCUGGGGCCUGCUUGGGCUCUGGUUACGCAGUGGGAAGAGAUAAACCCGGUGCAGCAUAGACAGCCUCUUCCGGAGUUGCUGUACAAAGCAAUGGUGGCAGUAGCUUGGAUGUGGGGCUGGAAGCGAUUUGUAGCUUUACUGCUCUUGGGUUUUGAGGGCAUAGCUCGUGUACCCAAUAGUGAACUCUUGCGAGCUCGGCGAGGAGAUUUGGUACUCCCAUCAGAUCUGGGCACUGCUGAGGGCUCGGCAGUCUUUCUCAAGAUCCGGAAGCCGAAAACCAUGAGACGUCGGAAAGGCCGAGUUCAGCAUUUAAAGAUCGAUGGCGAAUUGGUUUCUGUGUUUCUGGAGUCGGUGCUGGGCCCCCUUGAAGAGUUUCUACCUUUGUUCCCCUUGUCAGCUGCAGCCUUCAGAACCAGGUGGCAACGAGUCCUUUUUGCGUUGUAUGUGCCGAAGCACUUGCAGCCAACCCCUGCCAGCUUGCGUGGUGGAGGUGCGAUUGCUGCCUAUAGACGGGGAGAGAGCAUUCAGAGCAUCAUGUGGCGAAUGCGCCUUUUGUCCCUCAGUACCCUGGAAAGUUACCUUCAGGAGUUGGCUGCUGAAACUUUUAUGACCAAACUGCCACAUAGUGCAAAGUCAAAAAUUCGUUCUGCUGCACUGUUUUUCCCUCUAGCCCUAGGUCACUCAGUCUGA
Molecule: messenger RNA, 8010 nt
Organism: Cladocopium goreaui
Lineage: Eukaryota; Dinophyceae; Suessiales; Symbiodiniaceae
Source: the annotation of a GenBank genome assembly